This is a messenger RNA of Opisthocomus hoazin, 1425 nucleotides long. NCBI's taxonomy places the organism in Eukaryota, Metazoa, Chordata, Aves, Opisthocomiformes, Opisthocomidae. The record is from RefSeq and is a predicted model, not a curated record.
AUGGCCAAACCCAGGACUGCCAAAUUCACCUUUUCUCUGAAACUGGGAAGUUUUGAGGACAGCACUCUCCAGUUAAGGUGGAAACAGAGCGUCCUUCUGAGGGAAGCACUCAGUCCGGCUGGAGCUGAGGUGGUGAAUUAUGCUCCUUUCACGCUGCUCCCGUCUGCAGUGCCAAGUGCCCUGUUUGAACAAGCGUACGCUGUUCAGCAAGAUUUCAAUCUGCUGGUGGAUGCUAUCAGCCAAAACAAAGAAUUCCUGGAGCAUUCUCUGGCCAGCACCAUCAAGGUAGAUGACUUCACAGCUCAGCUCUUCAGAAUCCACAUGCAAGUUCUGGAGGAAGGCUUGGCUCAGUCUGUGUUUUUAGGCAUAAACCGCUCUGAUUACAUGUUUGACUGUGGGGUGGACGGGACACCGGCUCUGAAGCAGAUAGAAAUAAACACCAUUGCUGCCAGCUUUGGAGGCCUCACCUCGCGCACUGCGGCUGUCCACGGGCGGGUGUUGAAAGUGCUGGGGAAGUCUGAGGAGGCUUCGCGCCUGCUGCCCAACAACCCAUCAAAGGGGCUUGCCUUGGGGAUCGCGAAAGCCUGGGAGCUCUACGGUUCACAAAGUGCUGUGGUGAUGUUCCUGGUGGAGGAAGUCCAGAGGAACAUUUUUGAUCAGCGAUGUGUAGAGAACGAGCUGUGGAACAGGAACAUUCGGGUCAUCAGGAAGCGAUUCAGAGAUGUGUUUGAAAAGGGGUCUCUGGACGAUGCCAAGAGGCUGUAUAUGGACGGGCAGGAGGUAGCAGUGGUGUACUACAGAGAGGGCUACGUGCCAAAGAACUACGACCAGCAGAACUGGGAGGCGCGGUUGUUGCUGGAGAGAUCAAGGGCAGUGAAGUGCCCUGACAUCGCCACCCAACUGGCAGGCACCAAGAAGGUCCAGCAGGAGCUGAGCCGGCCCGGGAUGCUGGAGAGAUUGCUGCCCGGCCGCGCCGAGGCUGUCGCUCGAAUAAGAGCAACGUUUGCCGGACUCUAUUCCCUGGACAUGGGCGAAGAGGGCGACAAGAUAGCGGCUACGGCCAUCGCUGACCCCGACCGGUUUGUGCUGAAGCCGCAGCGAGAAGGUGGAGGGAACAACCUCUACGGUGAAGAGCUCAGACAGGUUCUGGAGAAGAUCAGAGACAGCCCUGAGAGAACCUCCUACAUCUUGAUGGAUAAGAUCAAACCACAGCCAGCAAUUAAUUACUUGCUGAGGGCUCACAGUCCCCUACAAGUGUCUGAGUGCAUCUCAGAGCUCGGUAUUUUUGGUGUCUACGUCAGGCAGGGCCAGGAGAUGGUGAUGAACACGGCUGCCGGCCACCUCCUGCGGACGAAGGCCAUCGAGCACGCGGACGGCGGGGUCGCGGCUGGCGUGGCCGUGCUCGACACCCCUUACCUGGUGUGA